This is a messenger RNA of Helianthus annuus (common sunflower), 707 nucleotides long. Its product is annotated as glutathione S-transferase 2. The coding region runs from base 81 to 536 and encodes 151 amino acids. The transcript is spliced from 8 exons. Gene Ontology annotation, molecular function: maleylacetoacetate isomerase activity; glutathione transferase activity. Lineage: Eukaryota; Viridiplantae; Streptophyta; Magnoliopsida; Asterales; Asteraceae. Gene Ontology annotation, biological process: glutathione metabolic process; L-phenylalanine catabolic process. The record is from RefSeq and is a predicted model, not a curated record.
GUUGUCUCUUUUCUUUUGGACAAAGUUAGUAUAGGUUCAAAGGUUUCUUUUCUAUUGUCUGCAUCAAUUCCAAAAUCCACAUGAUGACUAAUGGUGAAAAGAAGUUGCAACUCUACUCUUGUUUCAUAAGCCAUCCCUCAUUUAGUGUUCGAAUUGCUCUCAACUUGAAAGGACUUGAUUAUGAAUGCAAAUCCAUUAAUGUGUUCAAAGGAGAGCAGAGCCGUCCUGAGUUUUUAAAAAUCAGCCCUAUGGGGUUUGUGCCUACUCUUUUAGAUGGUGACAUGGUGCUUGCUGAAUCUUCUGCGAUCAUAUUGUACCUUGAUGACAAGUACCCUCAGCAUCCUUUGUUACCUCAUGACCUUAAGAAAAGAGCAAUAAAUUAUCAGGCUGCAAAUAUUAUCUCUUCAACCAUACAACCUACUUUAAGGAUACCUAUUUUGGCUUACAUCAGAGAUAACAUUGGUCCUGACGAAAGGAUUACAUGGGUUCAUAAGCAUAUUGGAAAAGGCUUUGCUGGAAUCCAUACGUGUUUUUAGGUGAUUUUUGAAGUUGCAGGUAAAAGUAGGUAAGUCGGACCGCAGGGCUGUAGUUGUCGUGAGCUAAUAAAAAAGCUAGUAUUUUAAUAGCUUAAAUACUUAUAUGAGAACAUGUAAUUAAGGUCAUCUCCACUGAGAAUAUGUGGUUAACGUUUAACUACGUUGUUUAUA